Messenger RNA from Caenorhabditis angaria, 4142 nucleotides. Lineage: Eukaryota; Metazoa; Nematoda; Chromadorea; Rhabditida; Rhabditidae. The record is from the annotation of a GenBank genome assembly.
AUGAUUCUUCGGAAUUGCGUUGUUCUAUUGAUUGUGAUAUGUAGUAGACAAUUACAAAUUGAAGCGGGUUGUGUUGUAUCAGAUUACAGUGAUGAUUAUUUGAUAUGCGAUUAUGUUUAUGAUCUUUUGACUCCACACAAUCUAUCAUAUGUUAGAGAAAUAAGAAUCAAAGAAUGUUCGGAUAACAAUACCAACAAUUUCAACUCUAGUUAUGAUCCUAUGUACAGUGUUAAAGAGAUUACAUUUGCUUGUCCAGUUGUACGAAUUCCUCAAUUAACAUUCUACGUGUUCCCACAACUUCAUAAUGUCAAUUUACCAAAAUGCAAUAUGUCAAGAGUUUAUUGGCAAUCAGUUUAUAAUACAAACUCAGCGCUUGUUGAUUUGGGAAAGUGCCCAGUUCCAUGCACUUGCGAACAUGAAUGGUUAUUGAACUUGGGCCAUGAAUUCACAUAUGUUUUAUUACCGCCUGGAUUUCGAAGAUGUGAAUUGAAUUGCCGGAACUACAGAAUUCGUGCCGAUAAUUAUUUGAUCAAAGCAAGAGAAGGAGAUGAUGUUUCUAUCACAGUCACCGUUGAAGAUGAUUAUGUUCCUAUUAUAACCAACAGGUAUUUUGUUUAAUUCAAAAAAAAUUUUCAAAAAAAAAGCCAAAACGGAAAUUGGUGGGCGUUUGCCUUUUUCCGCGUCACCAGAUAUCUUAGAAACACAUUGUACUUUUCGCAAUAAAUGUUCAUCGGGGAAAAAUUAUAAUCACACUUUCCUAGUUAUUUAUGGAAAAAUACGUUUUUGGUGAUCGAUUAAAAAUUAGAUAAGGUUCCCGUCGAUGUCAUUAAAACUGGGAUUACUAAAAAUGCGACAAUUGCAAUUAUUCCGUUGCGAAUAGAAUAGAAAAUGAACGCUGGCACAAUGAUAAAUUCAAAAUGCGACUGAUUGUUCAAAUCUGUGAUGACCAAAUAUCUCAAAAACAUCUCUACGACGAAAAAAACCCAAUAAAUAUUUUGUUGCGAGUAUAAAAAAUUGCGACAAGAUCCAUGUCUCAAGAAGUGACCCUUAUUUUUUUUUCUUAACAAUCCGCUAGGUGUGGAGGUCUACAUUUUACUAGGAAAAGCUUGGUGGGUCACGGUAAUUUGAAAAGAAUAUGUAGCUACAUAUUUUUUGGGAAAAACACUGUUUUUAUUAAAGUUGGAUCUCAUUUGGAAGAUCAUGAUGUGAUUACUACAUUUUUUCAAAGAUUUUUUGGAUGUUUCUCGAACCAAUUUCAAAGUUCGUUUAAAAUAUACUGACAUCCUCAUAAACUAGAACUGUUAUGGUCUUGAAACACUUCAUUCACAUUAAUAAAUUAUAUUAAAAAAUUUCCAGUAAGCAAUAUUUUGAAUGGCGUCACUUGCAUCAUCAUAGACACAAAGAACAUAUCACCAACGACACAUUUGUUAUCAAUAUCAAAAACAUCACCGAAAAUGAUGUAGGAAGUAUUGACGUGAUUUGUUGGCACUGUGUGCACUUCCUGAGAACUACGGUUGAGGUAUGUUUCAAAUAAUCCUGCAGAUAUUAAUAUGAGCAUACUAAAAAUUGUAUUGUUUCAGCUUCAUGUUGAUCGCUCGUUGAAUAUCUCAUUCCUCGAAAAAUUGAAUCAUGACACCGAUCAUCUUAUGGUACAAGGAUGGCCUCUCAAUAAUUUGACUUUGACAUUAACACAUGUAAGUUGAAAACAGACAAUUAUGAAACAAUUAAUUGUUUUCUCACAAUUUCUAUAUUCCCAGAAAUAAUUGCCAAGCUUUAGCUUGUCUAACAUAUACGUUUUCAUAUCAAAAUUCACAAUUUUGCAUAAUAUUCACUUCACCUGAAAAUUUUCCGCCCACCUAUUUUUUUCCAGAAUAAAAAAACUACAAUCUAGUUAUUUUACACUAUAGUCUCAAUAAAAAAUCUGUAACGACAUCGCGUGAUCAUAAAAAUUAAGUGCUUGAAAAAUUCGUAUAUUUUCAGGUUCCUACAAAUCGCACUGAAACUCGUGUAAUGCUUGACUCUUCUGUAAAAUUCUUCAAGUGUUUGAUCGUGUCUCCUGAGUCAAUGUAAGUUUUCUAUCUAUAGAAGAGUUUCAGUCAAAAACAUAAAUAUUGAUUUUUCAGUGGGCAGUUUCAUAAGAGAUUGUUCAAAAUAUAUUUGAAUAUGAAUGUUGAAGAAGAUCUUCUCACUGGUUUGACAAUUUUCGAUGUUUGCGCCGAUGGGAAAGGAUGUCAAAGCAUAGAAAGAGAGUUGUGGCUUCUUGGACCACCUGUAAGAAUCUUGUUCUACUAGGGAAAAUAUAUAAAUCAAUUAAAAGCUUUUUUUUCAGCCGAAACCUAGAACUUCUCCUGCACCACCACUUCCAAUAAUCAGGAAUUAUUGGAAAUAUUUGAUGAUAUUUUUGGGAAUCUUGCUUUUUCUCGCAAUCAUUGCUUGUGUAUUUCUUUGCUGUUGUUCUCGAUCCCGCCUCGCACGAUUUGUUCGCGGAGAGGUAAAUUGAAACAAAAAUAUUCCACUAAAAAUCAGUGUUUCAAUUAAGUUUACUCUAAAUAUAUGUAUUCCAAGUAAUUUUAAAUUUUCCGUAAACAUUGAGACAAUUUUCACUUCAGAGACAUUUUCAGUUUACUGGGCGUUUUUCAGAGAAAAGCGUUUGAUAAAUUUGAUCGUGUUUUUGAGAGAUGACCAGUACAAUUUGAUCCAUGAACUAAAAAUCUACUAUCUACCGUACCCCACAACUAAUAAAAAUUACAGUUUGCUCGAAUUCGUCAUAUCGUAAACCGUCGUGGAAACGCUAACGGUGAAGUUCAAGAGGGAGAAGAGUUACAAGUUGAACAAGCUCGUAAGCCAAGUGAUGCUACAGAAGAAACAUUUUUGCAAAAAAUGGAACAAUCCUCAUUGAUCUCUGAUUAUACAGAUACCGUUGUGGAAAUUAUUGCAUGUGGCCAAAUUAAGAUUCACGAUGUGAUUGGACGCGGUGAAUUUGGUCGAGUAUAUCUGGGAAGUUGGGAUAAAUUGGGUGAAAACUCUAUUGCCAUCAAAACAGUGUCGAGUUUCAAUGAAGAGAUUGUGAAGGAGGCUGUCCUGAUGUCACGAUUGAAUCAUCCCAACAUUGUGCGUUUAUAUGGUAUGACCGAGCAGGAUAAAAAUCUUUUGCUCGUCUUUGAGUAUAUGAACCAUGGUGAUUUGCGAAGAUAUUUGCGUGAGCGUAAACCGAUUUCUGGAGGAUCAUAUGCACAAUUCCCACCAGCACUCAAUCAUCGAGAAUUGAAAAAGAUCAUUGUAGAUGUAUGUUUUAAUACGGAAUUGUUAUGUGACAGUCUCAGAUAUUGUGAUAGUAAUAGAACUUUCACAAUGUUAAAAUCAUAUGUUGAAUACUAAUUUAUUAUCAAUUUUUUUAAAUGAGUUUUCAUAUAAAUCACGAAUCCCAUCACCACAAUAACGAUAUGAUUUGUUUCCCUAAUAAAAUUAAGUUUUCAGAUUAUUAACGGUCUUGGCUAUCUUGGAAAACAACAAGUUGUUCACCGCGAUAUUGCGACACGUAAUUGUCUUGUUUCGGGACAAAGCGAUCUUCGUGCAACUUCAGCCGCUUCAAGACCACCAACGAUUGUCAAAAUUUCUGAUUUCGGUUUGUCUCGAAGACUCCAAGGAUCAGAUUAUUAUCGAAUGGAAGGUCGAAGUCUUCUACCAGUUCGUUGGAUGCCUGCAGAAUCGAUUGUUGGCAACAAAUUUACUCAUCACAGUGAUAUUUGGUAAGGGAUUUUGUUUGGAGAUAAUUUAUUGAUAUAAAUAAUGAAAUAAAAACUGUUUUAUUUAGGGCUCUUGGUGUGACCAUCUGGGAAAUUUUCAACUUUGGAAUUUUGCCAUACGCUGGAGUUUCGGAUGAAGUUAUCAUUGCGAAAAUUAUUGCUGGUCUCCACCCAGAAAAAACCGAUCUGUGCCCAGAGGCCAUGUAUAAAUUGAUGGAAAAAUGCUGGAAAUCUGAGCCUGAGGAGCGAGUCAGCGCAGAUGAACUUCUUCUUGAUCCUGAAUUUGAGGAUAUUGUUUUGUGCAAACCGAUCAUUCAAAAACCACAAAUCUGUGCUGCUGAAAAUUUGAGCAACACAAUUGGAGAAGAAAAAAGUGCGCUUUUGGAGGCGAUUUGA